This is a messenger RNA of Colletotrichum costaricense, 2574 nucleotides long. Its product is annotated as Ulp1 protease family protein. Gene Ontology annotation, biological process: proteolysis; protein desumoylation. The transcript is spliced from 3 exons. The coding region runs from base 1 to 2574 and encodes 857 amino acids. Gene Ontology annotation, molecular function: deSUMOylase activity. NCBI's taxonomy places the organism in Eukaryota, Fungi, Ascomycota, Sordariomycetes, Glomerellales, Glomerellaceae. Gene Ontology annotation, cellular component: nucleus. The record is from RefSeq and is a predicted model, not a curated record.
AUGACAAACACCAACGAUACAGACCUCCCCGCCGCCGACCGAGGCACUUCUGACACGCCACCCCUUCUUAGAACACUGAAUGAGCUCAACAAUAUCCAGAUUGCUGAGAUUGAGCAGCAUGUUGACCGCUUAUGGCACGACCUACAGGCCAACUUCAACAACACCAAUGACGCUACCAUAACUAGGGACACCAAGUUCAUUUUUUGGGCGUUCCAAAACGUCGAUCGUCAAACACUCUGCCGAAUACUUGACAAGAAGCACAAAGACGAUCUCCAACUAAUCACAACGGAUAUUCAACGUCGUCUGGCCAACCUGUGCCCGCACUGGGAUGCUUCACCCGGCCUCUUUUUCGCUUGUUUUGGUCAGGAGAUUACAAGAUCUCGAAGGUGCAUUGAUCUUCUGAAAAAGUUACGAGGGACCUCCCCGCAGCUUUCCCUUGGCGACUUUAUCGAUUGUUUCAACCGCAUACCAAGAAACAACGACCACCGAUACGGCCUUCGCUCGGUAAAGAACCAAGUCAGCGUGUUCAAACUCGCUGUGGGAGAGUUUGAACCUACUCUCGUGAUGCGUCAGCAACGGUACGCCAAAGAUCGCCCGCCUCCCGAAAGCGAUUUGAGUAGCAACAGCGGUGACUCGGACAAUGACCUUGCCGACAACUCCAACCUCAACGAACACACAUCCAACGAUGGCGGCAAGAAAAAACAAGACGCCCGUCGAUCUCUUCCUGCUGAGCCCCCCUUCAGCAACACCAGAUCGACACGCGACAAACGAUCGAGUCCUCCAUUGACACGAAAGCGAUCUCCGGCAGCCCAACACGUCGAUGCAACCCCAUCCCCAGAGCAAUCCAGAAGGGAGUGCCAGGCUUCGACUGUUGCACCAAAGGGACCUGUGCUUGUCUUUCAAUCCAAAAACAAUUCUGGACUCCACAAUUCUUCUCUACAAGCGGGCCCAUCUACACACGAUGCUGAGGAUGACGGUGACGAUAACUCCCUUGUGCACCAGUCAAUACCUCGGGCUGCACCUCUCCCUCAAUUGACACCGUCGCGUUUUGGUCCACGGAAUCAAGACACACCAAUUCCUCCCCAACGCAAGCGUGCUCGACUCGGUGAAGCCAGGCACCGAGACUGGGAUGUCAGCAACGGCAGUUUUGGCGAUGUGAGUGUUCCACCUCUUGAAAGAGAUGGAGCAGCAACUCCUAUGAUGGAGGAACCUACUUUUUUACCCCCUGCUCGAUCAGAUCUGCCCUCCAGUCCCGUCUUGAUAACCAUCAAAAGCGAAGAAUCCCCUGUUUUGCCCCCUCUAAAAACAUCCCCAGCUGACGCUACAAUCGAAGCCAAUCUUGAAAGGAGGUCCUCAAGGCUCAAGUACCGCUGUUCCAUCCCGAAGAUCUCGGGCGAUAUGCACCGUCUUCUUCCAGGACAAAAGCUCAACGACACUAUCAUCAAUGCCCUCCUCAAUCGUUUGACCUCAGUUACUGGAAAGGUCUUGGCAAUCGACAGUUUCGUCCUUGACUCGAAGAACAUACCCGAUCGUGUCUACAAUGAGAUCCAACAUGGAGAGCAACACAAGUUACUCAUGCCGGUGUGCAAUGACGACCACUGGGUAUUGUUCGUCUUUUUCUGCCAGGAACACAAGGUUCGCCUCUUCGAUUCCUGUCCAGGCGUUCUGCAUGCCGAGAAAGUUUGCCGUGACGUGAUCUUGCCGUUCCUCCGUCGGAUUGGAGCGAGCGACGACGUUCAAGUUGACUUGGAUGUGAGCGGAUGUGCUCGCCAAAAUAACAACAUCGAUUGCGGACUCUUCACACUGUUGUUUGCAUAUCAGGUUUCGGGAACUGGGACGAGCAUGCCGACAGAUGUGACGUCGAAGACACUGGAUGCGCACCGACUUCAUUUCCUCCAGUGUUUGCUGACCUCCACAGAGGCUGCUCUCUCACCCAAGGAGGCUGGGUACCUUGACGAACUCGGAGAGACUACAAGUGAUCGCUCGACAGCCCUGGCUCGAUUGGCACUUGAAGUAUGGGACCGUCAAUUUUCCUAUCAAUCUCUGCUUAAACCAAGCGACUUUUUCGAUCAGUCAAUGACGAGAUUACGACAACUUCACCAAGCUGAGGCGCGUCGGUGGGAGACAUUGUGCAUAACAUCAGCCCUCGGUCUGACUCACGUGAGCCAUGGUAAACUCCUGCAAAAUGCUGUUCAGAUGGAGUGCGAGAGGCGCGAGAGGAGGAAAGAGAUGGACAGACGUAAUCAUCUACAAGCUGCUGUCAGGAGCAUUCUCAUCAAUAUCCCCCUUGAACAUCCGGUUGGCUCUUCGGUUGCCCGUUCCAAGCCAGCGAGUAACCUCGAGCUCAGUGCCAUGCUCAGCUUGCGAUCCGCCACAGAAGUGGCGGCUGCCUUUCUCACGGAGGGCAAUCUCAAGGCCAGCACGAAUGAUGACUACAACCCCUUCACGAUAUGCGUAGCAUACAUCGUCGUUGCCCGAUUCAUAAGACAAAGGCUAUCGAGUAUUGAACAUGGGCUGGAGAUUGAGAUUGGGCGAGGCGUAGACAGGGACAUUUUGGUGGUUACGCGACGAUGA